AUGUUUGGACGGAAGAAAUCAAGCGUUGACAUAACACCGGGAUCUCCUGUGUUUUACGUACGCUAUGUCGGCAGCACGGAGACGUUUGUUGCCAGCGGGCGAGGUUGUACCAGGGCACCCGUUCAGAAAAUAUGGGAUAGUGCCCAGGAUGAAAGCGAAAUGAGGCGAGUAUCAGUAACUAUCAGCCCCUCGGGCAUUUGUGUAAGAGACUUGGAGAAAAAAGACGAUCCUGGGAUUAAAUUCCCAAUCGAGGAUAUUUCUUAUUGUAAUGCCGAUAGUGACAUUAAUGUCAAGAUAUUUUCAUGGAUUUCAAAGUCUGUCGAGAGCAACAAAAUCAAAUGUCACGUUGUGUUAUGUAGCUCACUGGAAAAAGCCAGGGCAAUGGCACUAGUGCUGUCCAGGGCUUUUCAAAUCGCCUACAAAGAAUGGAAGGCCGAUAAAAAAAGGAUUCAGCGUAAAAAGAGCUCGUCGUCUACCCAUGGGUCAGGGAGAAGUGGCAGCGGUAAGUCUAAGCAAACUCCACAAGGUCCAGAGACCAGGCCGAGCAGUGCGGGCGAACACACUCAUAACGAUCUCAGCAGCCAAGAAGACAAGUCUCUUAACAUAACCCACGAUGAGAGUUCCAUGGAGGACGAGCCGAGCAGAGACGACGAGUCGGUAACGGAAAAUAAUGCCAUCAUAGACCCAGUGCAAUUGGAAGCGAUACGUCACGAUGACCGGGUGCAAGAAGCCCUAGCAGGAGAUGGAUGCACACAGGCACCCAGCCCCUCAGCCCCGAAACAACCGACAGCUGCAGAUCGGAAUUCAGGGGGACUCGUCAUGGUGUGA
Liolophura sinensis is the source of this 828-nucleotide messenger RNA. RefSeq names its product low density lipoprotein receptor adapter protein 1-A-like. Bases 1 to 828 code for a protein of 275 amino acids. The record is from RefSeq and is a predicted model, not a curated record. NCBI's taxonomy places the organism in Eukaryota, Metazoa, Mollusca, Polyplacophora, Chitonida, Chitonidae. The transcript has a single exon.